Spodoptera littoralis (African cotton leafworm) is the source of this 350-nucleotide messenger RNA. The record is from the annotation of a GenBank genome assembly. NCBI's taxonomy places the organism in Eukaryota, Metazoa, Arthropoda, Insecta, Lepidoptera, Noctuidae.
GUUUCGAGGACAUACGCAAAACAACACAAAAUGGCAAACUCAAAAGUUACGCUCUUAGCACUAUUCCUAGCUGUGGUUAUAUCGGUAGCGACCGCUCAUGUCAUCGGGGUUGGUGGCCUAGGAGUUGGCUUCAUCGGUGGUGGGUACGGGCCAGGCUACGGCUAUGGAAGGUACCCAGGCCACGGAGGCUACGGGGGCUUCUACGGACCCAGUUACGGCUACGGCCACUACAGUUAUGGUGGCUAUGGACACGGAUUUGGUGGCCCAGGAAUUUACUUCUGAUGAGCCUAAACUUAAGACCCUUGCUUUAAAUACUAAGUCUUUGUGAUACUUUCUAUUUAUUUAUUUAU